AUGACGACGUUCACCACUGGCCUCAUGAAGCGCCUAUUACUCUCCACCGCCCUUGUCGCCUCAGUAGUUAUGGCUUCCUUCAAGCCCGCUAACUACCCGAAAAGCUCAGUGACCUGCAAAGCCACUCGGCGUGCUCCAGUUAAAGAAGAGGUCGAUAUCACUCUCAAAUAUGUCGAAGUUAACCCCAGCGCUCCGACGACGAUCGUAAUGGUUCAUGGUUGGCCAAGUUUGUGGAGUACCUGGUCAAACCAGAUUCAAGAAUUCCAGGGCGAUUAUCAUUUAAUAGUCCCUGAUCUACGCGGCUUUGGAGAGUCCACACAUCCAGGCGAUACCAAGUCGUCAGGGACGAUGGGAGACAUGGUCGGGGAUCUCGUAUGCAUUCUGGAACAGGCGAAAGUUCAUUCUGCUAUUUGCAUGGGGCAUGACUGGGGAUCAACAGUUUGCUACGAAGCUGCUCGUGCUAGACCUGAUAUUUUCACGGCGGUGAUCGGGGCAGUUGUUCCAUAUAUUCCUUCGGCCGGAUCGUUCGUUCCCAUCAAGCAUCUUACCAAAGCCCUGCCUAAACUGACAUACCAAGUCUACUUCGACGCCCAAACCGAGUCAGCUGUCGCGGAGCUUGAUGCGAAUAUCAGGCGUGCGACGCGCGCUACAUUGAGAACCGCCGCAAUCCCGCCACCGGAUGCAUUUUUACAGAGCUCUGAAUCUUUCCUUGCAGCCUGGGAUGAUCACGAAGAGCUUUCUCCCGUUGCUUUCUUUUCGCAAGAAGAAGAAGAUUAUUUCGUUGAGCAGUACGGUCAUCAAGGCUUCAAAUACACGCUACAAUUCUACACACAAGAGAAUCGAUUCCAAUCAUGGGAGUUAGCUCACUCGCAGGGUAAUCACACUAUCCCACAACCAGUUCUUGCUAUCUAUCCCAAACAGGACCCUGUUGCCAACUGGACAGUUGUAGCUCAACUUCUUAAAUCGACCCACUUUCUCCCAACUUUGACCACGCAGCUAAUGGAUGGUGCCCAUUGGCCCCAUCUUGAGAAUCCUCGCGAAUUCAAUGCGUUUGUUCGUAAGUGGCUAGCCAAUCUUUCUAUAGCUUCCAAUGACAAGACGGAAAUUCCGCACGGGGAUGAACUAUGA
Molecule: messenger RNA, 1128 nt
Organism: Laccaria bicolor S238N-H82
Lineage: Eukaryota; Fungi; Basidiomycota; Agaricomycetes; Agaricales; Hydnangiaceae
Exons: 10
Coding region: 1-1128 (375 amino acids)
Molecular function (GO): hydrolase activity
Source: RefSeq, a predicted model, not a curated record